AUGUAUUGGUUCGUAUCCAGUUUGAUGAUCAACAGUCAGACACCUGAGAAAGUGAAUGCCAUUAGAGAAUGGACGUUUCCUCGUACCGAAACCGUGCACCUAUCGUUCAUGUGCAAAUAUGCUUACCGCAACAUGAAAAUCUUGAGAAAUUUAUUACGCUGCGUUAAAAGUAUUAUUAGAUAUACCUCUCGUAACCUGCAUUUUCAUAUUUUUCUCGACAAACCGAGCAAAAUGAGAGUAAAAAGAACUCUCAAAAAAAUAAUCAGAGAAACUGGUCGCACAUUUUCGAUAAGUUUUUACGAUAUUAAUAACAUUAUAGAAAAGUCACAAGAUUUUAUCAAAAUAAUGAGGAAGUUCUUCUUCACCAAAGAUGUCGGUCGUUAUAAUGAUGACAUAUUUUUCAUCUCAGAACUGAUUCAUCACAUCUUGUCUAUCGAUAAAGUUAUUAUGAUCGAUCUAGAUUUGAUUUUCAAUGCUGACAUUGGCGAUCUUCAUCGUCAUUUUCACAAGUUUUCUCCUACAAAUGUGAUAGGAUUAGCUAACGACUUGCAACCCCAGUAUCGUGUAGAUUUCCAAUUUUAUAGAAAAUUAAAUCCUCAAACGUCGGUGGGUGCUCCAAGACCGGGUAAACAAGGUUUCAAUACUGGAGUUGUUCUUUUUCAUCUAAAGAAAAUGCGUCAAUCCGAAUUAUAUAAUUCGUUACUCAACCAUACUGCUAUAGAAUAUCUGUGCAAAAAAUAUUAUUUUGAAGGAUAUUUAGGUCAUCAAGAUUUCUAUACCUUAACAGGAAUGGAAUAUCCAGAAUUAUACUACGUUUUAGACUGUACAUGGAAUAGACAAUUAGAUACUGGAUGGAAUAACAGCGUGGAUAAAAAUAUUUUCGAUCUCUAUCAUGAAUGUAACGGUAAGAUAAAGGUAAUACAUGGCAAUGGAGAUGCCUUUAUGCCUUAUUAG
Centruroides sculpturatus (bark scorpion) is the source of this 954-nucleotide messenger RNA. Its product is annotated as xyloside xylosyltransferase 1-like. Gene Ontology annotation, molecular function: UDP-xylosyltransferase activity. The record is from RefSeq and is a predicted model, not a curated record. Bases 1 to 954 code for a protein of 317 amino acids. Lineage: Eukaryota; Metazoa; Arthropoda; Arachnida; Scorpiones; Buthidae. The transcript has 2 exons.